Molecule: messenger RNA, 315 nt
Organism: Lottia gigantea (owl limpet)
Lineage: Eukaryota; Metazoa; Mollusca; Gastropoda; Lottiidae
Exons: 2
Coding region: 1-315 (104 amino acids)
Source: RefSeq, a predicted model, not a curated record
AUGCCGUUUGUGUGGAUGAAAUUAGUUUUGUUGAAUUUAUUUGGAUUUUGGAAUACAGAUGAGAUAGUUGAAAUUCAUGUAAAAAAAGUGACAGGUAAACGUUCCAGUUCACCAAAUUGUACACUCUUACCAUAUGAAGUAGCCAAUGUAUAUGAGUGUAUCCAGCAAUGUUUACAGAUGAACGGCUGUAUCAGUUUUAAUUAUGGUCCUAAUUUAAUCAACACUGUUAAUUGUCAAUUAGUGAGAUGUUUUUCACACCCAAAACAAGACUUUACUGUAGAUAGUGCAUGGGACUGGCGAUAUUUGUCACAUUAA